Culex pipiens pallens (northern house mosquito) is the source of this 3369-nucleotide messenger RNA. RefSeq names its product leishmanolysin-like peptidase (gene Invadolysin). Bases 687 to 2783 code for a protein of 698 amino acids. The record is from RefSeq and is a predicted model, not a curated record. Gene Ontology annotation, molecular function: metalloendopeptidase activity. Gene Ontology annotation, cellular component: cytoplasm; membrane. Lineage: Eukaryota; Metazoa; Arthropoda; Insecta; Diptera; Culicidae. The transcript has 9 exons. Gene Ontology annotation, biological process: proteolysis; cell adhesion.
UGUUUACAGUCGUGUUUUAUAGGAUUGGCACAAGCAGCAGAAACAGCGAACGGCUCGGGCUCGACUCAGAGCGACGAGAUUAUUGCUGGAAUAAAGUUGAUCGCGCGCGGACCGAACACUUUCAGUUUAGUGGAUGCACUCGGCCCGAUCGGUACGUUUUCGCGACUUUUGCUGAAGGUUUCGUUUUGUAUUUUUUUUUGUGUGAGCCUUUUCAGCCUUUGGGUGCGCUGUUUUUUUUCUUCUUCGGUGCAACUCCACUCGGAACAAGUCUCUCGGCUUAGGGUUGGCUGGAUUCAUAUUUUGCGGCUACGGCCAUAGAGUGUGGUGACUAAAAUAGUAGCAACAAUCUGCGAGCAGCAGGAAAAAGAAGUGUGUUUGCCGCAAAACCCACCAAGAAAGUCGCUAUAAACGAAAGGAAAAGUGUUGUGGUGGUGUUUGCGAUCGUUAGUUCCGCGAGUCCACAUUGCGGAUGUGAGAUCAAUAUUUUAAGGGAACAUCAAAGGCUUCAAAACCCAUAAAAAGAAGUUGCGGUGAACGCAGGAGAGAAGUGCUUGUGUUCCUUAAGCAAAUCAAAUGUCAAGCUAGGGUUCGCGAAAGGGAAACACUGUUAAAAUCAAUAAACGAACGAACGAGAAGCACAGCCGUCGAUUCAGAAUCGCUUGAAGCGGGAGGAGAAGGGCUACAUUAUGAAACAGCUACAGCAUUGGUGGUGCCCGGUGCGAUUUCCGACGACCGCAAAUCGAUUGUUCCUGGCGGCGUUAAUUUUCCUCGCCCUCGCACCGGUGAAGGGAUACCCCGACAGUGGUGGUGGCCACGCCGCCGAAGCGAACCAGCACGAGCACUGUAACCAUCAGCACCCGAAAGCUCACGAGGUGAUACAUGGAGUUCAGCUGGAGCCAUUACACGUAAUACGAAAGCGAAGCAUCGACCAACCGCUUCGGAUACUGCUAGUCUACGAUGAGUCGGUGUACCGACUCGAUAGUGAUAAGUUUUCUCUAAUUAAUGAUACCAUUCUUCCGGAUGCCGUCCGCUUCUGGGAACAGGCACUUAUGGUGCGCCAAACGAAGGAGAUUAUAAGACUGAAUCGAAAGUGCGAAAGUAGUCAGGUGUUUGUGAAAAAUUCACUCACCUAUUGCAUCGAUUCUUGCAAACCGGUCACACUUUGCGGUGAAGUGCAGGUUCCAGAGGAUCAUCUAGAUGUGUGUCGCGUGUGCAAUUCCACUGGUCAAGACUGUAGGGAGGAUCCAAGCACUUCCGCUGGAAUAGGCAUUUCCAAUGCAGAUUUCGUGUUCUACGUAUCGGCACGGCAGUCGGAACGUUGUCACAAGGGUUUAACGGUGGCCUACGCAGCACAUUGUCAACAGGAAGCCGCUCUGGAUCGACCCAUAGCUGGGCAUGCGAACCUUUGUCCAGAAAGUAUAAGCACCAAACCUCAGGAACUUCAGACGCUGCUCUCGACCGUAAAGCAUGAAAUCUUGCAUGCUUUGGGAUUCUCUGUAAGUUUGUAUGCCUUUUUUCGGGACGACGAAGGAAACCCGCGGACGCCUCGAAAGCCCGACACAGGCAAACCCUAUCUGAAUGAAAAGCUGCAAAUUCACCAGUGGAGUGAUCAAACCAUCCGGAAGAUCGUCCGCGACAAUUGGGCUGUCCGGGGUGGACACAUUAACCGAACGCUCGACAUGAUGGUGACUCCGAGGGUUACCAAAGAGAUAAGGGAUCACUUUAGCUGUCAAAAGCUAGAAGGUGCCGAACUGGAAGAUCAAGGUGGUGAAGGCACUGCUCUAACACACUGGGAAAAGCGAGUACUGGAGAACGAGGCCAUGACGGGGACGCACACACAAAGCUCGGCUUUCUCGCGGAUAACGCUGGCACUGAUGGAAGACUCCGGGUGGUAUAAAGCAAAUUACAGCAUGGCAUCGCCUCUCACGUGGGGUCGAGGGUUAGGCUGUAACUUUGCGAUGAGAAGCUGCAAGGAUUGGAUAACGGCCAAUAAUGCAAGCUCGAUUGAAGGAUUCUCUGAAAUUGCUAAAGGGCGCUCCAUUCAUCCGUUCUGUGCCAAGGUAAAGCGUGAUCCGUUGCAGACGGAAUGCACCGACGACCGCAGCUCGGUGGCUUUGUGCAACCUGAUACGCCACGAAAGUCCUCUGCCCCGCCAAUAUCAGAACUUUGAUUCACUGGCUCACGUGCCGACCGGUGAGGAGGCGUACUACGGAGGAUCGGUAUCGCUGGCGGACCAUUGCCCGUACAUCCAGGAGUUCACGUGGCGCAGCCGAAACGUGGUGGUUCGGGGGUCACAGUGCCAGUUUGAGGACAAUAAUCCCAAACCAGAGAAAAACUUUGCGUUAGAAUCGUACGGAGCCGAGUCGAAGUGCUUCGAUCACAGCGAGCACAUGUGGGAGGAAAGAUCCUGUCGGCAGACGCGUGAGUGGCAACAUUGGGGUUCCGGAUGCUACAAGUAUAAGUGCGAAAAAGGACGGUUGCACAUUGUUAUAGCAAACUACUCGUACCCUUGCUUCUAUGCUGGCCAGAGCCUAAACGUGCAGCUGAUGGCCGGUGGAUGGCUUCAUAAAGGUGCUGUCAUAUGCCCAUCCUGCAAGGAAAUGUGCAACGAAGAGUUCGAACUACGGGGAGAACGGUGUAAAGUCAGUGAAGAUUCUCCCCCGUUGAGUUUUUAUCCGAAAGAUGAACUGAAAUGUGGUUCGAAUGCAGCGGUGCAUUUGGUGAACUCGCUUUUGUUAGCGAUUGCCGUCAGUCUGAUGGCAGCUGGACGAUUAAGCAGAUAAUUCCGGAUUCCUACUUUAGACGUAUGUGACGUUUCGUAACGUUGUUAAUUUAUGUAUGCAAGUCUAAUAUCAUGUGAUAGUGUUCAUCUGUGUUUAAUUUUGGUUUUAAACUGCACAACAGAAGCUUUUAUUUAGUUUUAAGUUUUGUCAGUCACAACGUAUGUAAAUACCUUUUCUUACCUGUAAAUAAUGAACAUAAACGUACAAUACAUUUUAACGAACAAAUAUUGUAUAUAGCUAGGUGCUGAAAACAUCAAAAACUGCAAUUAAAGAGACAGCCAGAAAGAUCUCAGUAUAAGUAAACGAACAAAUAUCUAUAUCGUUGUUACACGUGUCGACAGAAAACAAAUAGUUGAUAGAAUAAGUAGUAAGAUUAACUAAUUAUGAUUCUGCUAAACCCCAAAAAUAAGUGUGAAUAAAAAUCCACGCGAAGCAGACCAUUCCUGUCAGGGUGUUCCACAAAUUGGCAUCGACACUAUUCCAAGAAGUAGCAGGAUCGAUCGAUAGGACUAGAAAAUAAACUGCCAAAGUCGAUCUAUGUUGUGGUCUAAAAAGCAUGAAUAAAAUGUAAAGAUUUCUACAGUAA